AUGAUCCAUAUAUGGAAAUUGAUGGAAAACGACUGGAAAUCAUCGCUAAAUUACUAUAUUCGCAAUGGUUUCAAACCACAUCCGUACUAUUAUAAUUGUUCUAGAAUUGAAGAUUCUUAUGCUAUUGGGGAGACAAGACAUUUUGCUGGACUUUAUUUUAUGAGUGUUGGAGUUUUGAUAUUGAGCAUCUACCUCCCUUGUCUCUUCGUGAUCUCUCGCUCGGAUCUAAUGAAAUCCUCUUGCUACAAAAUAAUGCUCUAUCUGGGUCUCAUGGACACUUGCUGCCUAACUGUCAACUCUCUAGUCACCGGAUACCUCGGAUUCAUUGGAGCAACAUUUUGCUCCUUCCCUCGUAUUAUCUUCCUAGCUGGAUCCAUUGGUUGCGGAUGUUGGAUGGGUUCCUGUGCCACGUGUAUUCUUCUAGCAGUCAAUCGAUGCAGUGAUAUCAAUCAUAAUCUUCCAUUCCGGAAAAUGUUCGUCGGAAAAAAUGUUUAUUUUACACUUUUGAUCCCAAUUUGUUAUACAAGUUAUGCAAUCUUUUUUACAAAACCAAUUUUGUUUGACUCGGUUUACAUGAGCUGGUUUUUUAACCCAUUUCUUGGGCUAGAUAGUGAUCUUUAUGUCAAUGUGCCUUAUACUGUGAACAACUGCUUGGUUUCGUUGUGUACUGCAAGUUUGUAUGGGUAUUUGAGCUUGUUGAUUCAUUGGAAAAAUAGACAUGCUCAAUCGGAUGCGUUGUCUAAAACGCAGAAACAGGUUUUCGUUCAAUCCGUGCUCAUCUGCAUUUGCAAAUCCACUGCUGCCACAAUUUACGUCUACAUGCAAUUCUUCCAUUCUCCACCGCCAGUCAUUCUUCUUGGACAGAUCGCUUGGCAAUGUGCACAUGCCUCUGUCUGCGUGGUCUACAUCACUUGGAAUCGAACGAUUCGUCGAAAAGUUGCAAUUCUGAUUCUUCCAGAAAGAUUCAGAAAUCGUGUGGGUGUUAUGAGCACAACAUUCCUCUCAACAGGACCAAUUUUGAAUCAAGUGGCGACGGAAAUUUUGAAAGCGAAUAAUGCUAAUUGUAAAACAAACAGUGGGAGUGUUUUUUGA
This is a messenger RNA of Caenorhabditis briggsae, 1092 nucleotides long. The coding region runs from base 1 to 1092 and encodes 363 amino acids. NCBI's taxonomy places the organism in Eukaryota, Metazoa, Nematoda, Chromadorea, Rhabditida, Rhabditidae. The record is from RefSeq and is a predicted model, not a curated record. The transcript has 5 exons.